This is a messenger RNA of Periophthalmus magnuspinnatus, 5682 nucleotides long. RefSeq names its product intermediate filament family orphan 2b (gene iffo2b). Lineage: Eukaryota; Metazoa; Chordata; Actinopteri; Gobiiformes; Gobiidae. Bases 419 to 1897 code for a protein of 492 amino acids. The transcript has 8 exons. The record is from RefSeq and is a predicted model, not a curated record.
AGCAGAGAGGAGAGAGAGAGGGGCCGGGCUCCGCGCUACUGCAUCCAACAACACCACCGCGCCACAUGGAGACCACACGCGAGGCUCCACGGUAAACGAAAACGAAGCCAUGUUUACGUGAGAAGAGGUACAGCUUCAACAUAUAACGUCCCAACAAAGCAGGACCAGAGAGAUGAGGCUUUUGAGGAGCACACACGCUGCUACUCAUCACUGCGGGCUGCGUCAAACUCCUGGCGCGUUUAGAUGAUGUCGCCUCUUUUUGGACCGUAAGGGAUUUUUUUUGUAAUUUAGCGAGAUUUUAAUGCUACGAUGUGAGAGUGACACAGCAUGGAACAAGCGAUGGUAAAGUCGCCUCGUUUUUUCAGAUUUGUAUGAGUAUAAGGCUGCAUAGAUAAGUUUGACUUGGGUUAUUUUGGGGAUGUUUUCUUCCGACAUGAACGCGCUUUUCUACCCGGACACUGGUGCACCUGCCCCGGGUUGCGCUCUUCCCGGCGGCUCGCACUCGCAGGCAGUGACCAGCGCAUUAAGAAACGACUUGGGCUCCAAUAUUCACGUCCUCAAAACUCUAAACUUGCGAUUUCGCUGCUUUCUUGCCAAAGUUCAUGAACUGGAAAGACGAAAUAAACUUUUGGAGACGCAGCUGCAGCAGGCUCAGCAGAGGCAGCAGUACCGGGCACUUUACGCGCGGGAUGUGGCGGUGCAGACGGACGGGCCAGAGUCCAGGAUGCCCGGUACCAUUUGGAGUUUUACCCAUGUCCGGAGGCAAGGGGAGCGGUUCGAGACGGUGCACGGGCCCGGGGUAACGUGGACGCAUCCGGAUGGAGUAGGGGUCCAGAUAGACACCAUUACGCCUGAAGUGAGGGCUCUGUACAACGUCCUGGCCAAAGUCAAGAGAGAGAGGGACGAGUACAAGAGAAGGUGGGAGGAGGAGACCACGCGCAGGCAGCAGCUGGAGUCCACGGUGGAGAGUCUGCAGCAGAGCGCUGAGGAGUCACAGGAGGUGCAGGGUGAGCUGAAUGAAAAGGUGGAGAGACUCAAAGCUGAACUUGUGGUGUUCAAAAGUUUAAUGAGUGAUCAAAUGUCCGACCUGGAUACAAAGAUCCAGGAGAAGGCACGGCACGUGGACAUGGACAUCUGCCGAAGGAUCGACAUCACGGCCAAACUAUGUGACGUCGCCCAGCAGCGGAACUCAGAGGACAUGUCCAAAAUGUUCAACGUCAGCCCAGCCCGCUCACUGCCGGAGAGGGGGGCCAUGGCUUCGGCCUGCUGCAGAAAGAAAGAGCGAAAGCCUGUUUCCGAUGAAGAGACCUCAGAGAUGGAUGCAGAGCCAAGUCCGACGGAAGAGGAGGUGCCCGGGUCUCUCAACAUCACGGACGAAAUGAAACGAAUGCUCAACCAGUUGCGGGAGACGUUUGACAUUGACGAUGAUUGCGACAGCCUGACGUGGGAGGAGAACGAGGAAACGCUGCUGCUCUGGGAAGAUUUCACCAACUACAAUGUGCCCCACGCCAUCACCAUGACAACAUGCCCCGCCUCCAGCGAGACCAACGGAGACGCCCCUGACCCCGAUUCUCAGGACGGCAGUCUGGGCAGCCUCAUCGAUGAAACCGAGUCUCUGUUUAAGACGCGAGAGCAGGAGUACCAGCAUACCAUCGGACAGAUAGAGAUGGAGCUGGCGACAGCGAAGAGUGACAUGAACAGACACCUACAUGAGUACAUGGAGAUGUGCUCCAUGAAGCGUGGCCUGGACGUCCAGAUGGAGACUUGCCGACGCAUGAUCAAAGGGGGACGCAGCUCACCCUCCUUCAGUUCCGUGGCCAGCUCUGACUCAGGAAACACAGACGACAUACAGGACGAGAUCUCAGACAAGGACCCCGAGCCUGGAGCCGUGAGCUGAGGGGGGCAGAGGGGCAGAGGGGGAGAGAGGGGGUAUGUUUGCUCGGUCUGUACACCUGAGAUAGACCUGUGUGGACUUUGGACCUGGUCUUUGGUCUUAAAUGUCCAGUUGGGUGCAUAGAGAGAGAACUGGUGCUUUUCCUGUUGUUAAAAGGUUUAUGGGUCCUCUUCUGUCAAGUGCAUACACUGUAGACUCCAAGCUGUGCUCUUUUAUUCAAGGAUCUGUUAAUCGGAACAGACUCAAUUUUUAAAACAGCAUUUUGCUUUUUUAAAGGUGCACUAGGUAACUUUUCUUGUGGGGGGUUUGCCAUUUACUUGUCUCCAUGGAGAUGUUUGACUCUGCCUGAAAUGUUCAACUGUACGGCAUUAAAAUAUAUCUUAAAAUGCAUUGUCACUGUGAGGGGGCUCAUCCCUCAGAUUUCACCCAGAUUUCACUUGUAAAUUCACUUGGGUGUGUCACCUGCUCGUCUUCAUGGGGAUACGCCUGACGCUUAAUGCUGUACUGUGGAACUUUCUAGGCAACACAAUGACAUAUUCAUAGAGUCAAACAGGUGGCAUACAGUAUGGGUGAAAACUACCUUUUCAACUGCUUUGCAAUAAUUCCCAUUCCUUCAUCUCAUCACUUUAUCAUAGGACAUACACACAUCCAAUGCAGUUACAGGGUUUCUAUGAACCAGGUAAAACUCAGCAGGUAAGCUUUAUACAACAGCAGCCAUAAGAAUAUUUGCCAUCAGGUCACUCAAACUUGCCGUCUUUUGUCUAUCUCUGGGUUACUGUUAAAUACAACGCUGCAAACAGAAUAGCCAAUGACAUAACAGCCAUUUCAGUCCUUUGCAUAACUGCAUAACUAAACCAUAAAAAUAGAUUUAGGGUUGCCAGAUCAGAGAAAAAGAGCACAGCUGUUUGAUGCACUAUUGAAGUUCUAUGCAACUUUUUGCCAGCCUUAUUUUUGGGCUGGCCAGUUCCCUCCUUAUUUCUUUUAAGUAGCCUUUUAAGCAGGUUUUUAUAUGUUUUUGUGCGUUUAGUACCAGAAUGGAUCAUGCAUGUCAUUAUUGCCUUAUUGCAGAAACCACAAACUGUGCUUCUAAAACAAGAACAGCAUUGGGGAUAAUUUCUCAGUUUUUGUUUUUUUUUAAAGGUGCAAAAUAUAACUUUUCCAGUAGAAGGUCUGCCCCCUGUUUGGAGAUAUUUUUGUUUUGCCUAGAAUGUCCCACAGUAUGGCAUUAAACACAUCUAUCUUUGAUGUUGUAACACAUGCCUUCUUACUGUGUAAGCAGCCUCAUCUCUCCAGAGAUCUGACCAGUAACUUCCCCUGGUAGGGUCCCGUGAUCAUCCUGUGAUGGACAUUUAAUGCCUGUGGUGCAUUCAAGGCAAGUAAAUAACUCCAGAGACAAGCAGGUGGCAGACCGUCCUCAGAAAAAAUACAUAGUGCACUUUCAGUAUGAACCAAUCAGAAAUGAUAAUAUUAAUGACAAAAGCCAACCCCUGUCAAAAAUAUUUUUAAACCUAACCAAAGGAUACUGCAAUUUCUGUUCCAAUAAAAUGUCUGAAUGUAUAUAGAUGGUAAGACCUGAGCUGUAGACACCAGGGGCCUCUGGUGUUCAAAUUGGCCUAAAUGAUUGAAGAUUGAAGCAUGGAUAUAGCACUUACAAUUGUCAAUUAAAAGAACGUAAGGUCGGUGGUAUUUCUGAGGUCAAGUGCUUUCUUUCUGAUACAUUGAAUUGUAAAAUUGCAGAUUGUAAAUGACAGGCCUUACUGUAGCAUGUGCGGAUCUAUGGGGCUUUUUCUAAUCUUUCUAAAGCUGCUUUUGUAACAGCUGCUAAACAGAAGUUAUAUUUUUAAUCACGUCUUCUGUAAUCAUGUUUUUGGCAAAAAGAAAAAAAAUAUUAUUUUAUUUUGUGUAUUGUGUCUGUCUUAACAUUGGGCAGUUUUAUAUGUUAGCAGCCCAAUUAUGAAACUAUAUUAAGUAAAGUAUAUUUGGUUAACUAUGAGCUAGCAGUGAGCGAAAGAGUCUUGAGAAAAUGCAGUCACUCGUAAGUAGCAUUCAUAAACCAGAGCAUUGUUUGUUGAUGUUAAACCAGCCUGAUCAGUGACAAAGAGCCAUGUUAUUGCUACUCAACUUAGAUGCAUUAUGUAACUUCUCUGGUGGAGGGUUCAUGCUUGUUUCAAAUGAGAUGUUAUUGCUUUGCCUGGAAUGUUCCAGAGUAUGCCAUUAAAGUUAUGUAUUUUGCAUGUAUGAAUUACAGGUGUUUUUAAUUGCAAAAAAACAUGCAUCUUUCUGUGAAAAGACUCUCCAUAGAUCUGAUCUCCAAGUUGGCCUGGUCUCCAUGGAGAUAGAUAAUAUGUUUAAUACUAUACUGUGGAACAUUCCAGGCAGCCAAAACUUUAACAUCUCCAUGGAGACAAGCUUGUGGCACACCUUCCACCAGAAAAAUCACAUAGUGCAUCUUUAGGUUUUAGUUUGAGUGCAUCUGAACCAAGGUCUUCAGAGGGCAUGUACCCACCUCACGUAAAGCCAAUCGUAGCCAAAGUGCGUAUUUGACAAGGUGAUAGUGUUAUUAAUGCUAUCAGUGUUUAUAAAAUGCCUAUGACACUAUUCAGGCAUGACAUCAUGACUAGCACGACAAGCCAGAUCACACAGGCAAGCUUAAUUUCACUCCCCAUAUGUAGGUCAGAAUGGGUCAAAUGCAGAGGACAAGUUUUCAUCAUAGAGUCACUAAAAUAUACUGUACCAACCAUGUAAUUCCUCAUCUUUUGAUACUAACUGAUCACAACAGACCUCAAGGUUUGGAGAUGUUAUUCAUGGAUUUCAGGAAAAGGAUUGACUAUGGCAAUGCUCCUCCAUUAUUAUAGCAAUAAAGCAAUUCAAAUAAAAAUAUUACAUCUUUUGAAUGGGGAAAGGUCAACAAAAUCCUUCAAAUCUAAAAGGAAUAAUUUGCCUGAAACUCAUGCGUAGCUCAAUCAUCUAUUUAUCACAUUGUAGCACAAAAAUAGGGGAGGUAAAUUGAUUUGUUUUGCAUGCUUUAUAAUCAAAGACAUUCAGGAGAGGGUAUGUUUAAAAAAAAAAAAAGAUUUGAAUACAAAUAGUUACCCUUCCUCAUUUUUCAGCAAACAACAAAAUGUUCAUUAGCAUCAGAAAACAGUAUAUUCCAUACACUGAGGUUGCCAUGGUGAGGAAAAGCUGUUCUUCAGAUAAGGUGUAACUGGUCGUAAUGUUUUGCCUGAUUGGAGUCUUAUUAUAUACCGAUUGUAUGACUGUGGAUUUGAUAUAACUGUAUACUGUAAACUAGGGUAAAAAAAAAAAAGAAAAAAUGUGUUGCUAUACUUGGUUGAUGGUUGCUCGCGGUGGGGAUCUUUUUAAUUAAAAUUUUGAAUGACAGACUUUUGCUUGUAACCUAAAGGAUUUGAGGAUUUAAAUGGUGUAAAUUGAGCAAAUUUGUGGAAUGUCCAUAUUUCUUACUAAAGUGUUUUAUACAAAUGUUUUUAUGAGCAUAGCUUUGGGAUUUUUAUUCAGUUUGUUUGCAAUCAUCAGUGCUUCUUCUAAUAUACAUUGCUUUAUUGUUUAUUGUUUGAAUAAUUAAUUUGUAUGGAUUAUUAUAAGUUUAAGAGAGUAUUUUGUUUAAUCUCUUGAUAAAAUGUAUUCACGUGGGUCUGGGAUUAUGGCUGUUCUGAAUUGUUAAUGGGGUAAAACAAAUAAAGGGUAGAUUGGAUAAAAUAAAGUCUCCAAAAUGCAUUUUUUACUCCAAAAGUCAACAGUUUGUUAUUUGCUUGAAAAAUACUUCCAUU